UUGUGUAUACGUUUAUAUUAUAUUAAUAAUAAUGUAUCGAUACUAUUAAAUAUUUUUGCACGAAUUUAUUGAUAUUAUUCAUGAAUUAUAUAGCAUCCGCAAAAAUUUAUGUCGCUUCUUUAUCAUGGUGACAUGUUAAUAAAUAAAACAGUGUUGAAUCAUUCUUUUAUCAUAUAGGUAUUUUAAUUAAAAAGUUAAAAUGAAGGAUAUAAUAGCUGACUUACCAAAAGGACCUUUAGAUCCUUAUAGAAAAUGUGCAACUUUCGAUUGGAAAUUAUUGAAAUUCAACUUAGAAGGAGAGGAUUUUGUAAAGUUUCAGAAAACUUUGUGGGAUUUUAUAAAAACGUCACCAAUAUUUCAAAACCAUGUCUGUGAUACAUUAGAUGAACAACGAAAACUUUGUAAUGCUCGUGUUCGAGCAUUAAAGGAUAACAAUAUUGCAAAUCCAUUAAUCCAUAGACAUUGGUUUACUAUAAUAUAUCAAUAUGAAGCUUCUAUACCGAUAAAAAUGGGUGUGAUGGAUGGUAUGGUUCCAAUUACAAUUCUUGCUUUAGGCACACAAGAUCAUUAUGACACGGUAACAAAAAUUCAAAACGGACAAUACACAUGUUGUUUUGCACUGACGGAAAUAUCGCAUGGAACGAAUGCGAAAGGAAUAAGAACUACAGCUACGUAUGAUGUGAAAUCGAAGAGUUUUGUCUUGAAUACUCCUGACUUUGAAGCUGCAAAAUGUUGGGUUGGUGGUUUAGGAAAAACUGCAACUCAUGCUAUUGUAUUUGCUCAAUUAAUUACACCAGAUAAACAAAAUCAUGGACUUCAUACAUUUAUUGUACCCAUUAGAGAUCCAAAUACUCAUAUACCUUACCCAAAUAUAAAUGUUGGAGACAUGGGUGAAAAAAUUGCGUUAAAUGGAGUAGACAAUGGAUUUAUGAUGUUUCAUAAUUAUUACAUUUCUCGAACAUGUUUAUUAAAUAAAACAGCAAAUGUUACCGAAGAUGGAAAUUAUACAGCAUCUGUAAAGGAUAAAAGUAAACGAUUUGGUGCAUCCUUGGGUGCAUUAUCUUCGGGACGUAUUACCAUUACAUCAUUAUGCUCAAACUUUACAUCUGUUGCAAUAACCAUUGCUAUACGAUAUUGUGCCGUAAGGAAACAAUUCGGACCAUCGGAAUUUGAGGAAUGGCCAGUUAUAGAAUAUCAAGCGCAGCAAUGGCGAUUGUUUCCUCACUUGGCAGCAACAUAUGCUAUAAAAAUAUUUUCUGUUGCAUUUGUAAAUCAAAUGUUCGAAUUUAAUUUGAAACUUAUUACAAUAAAUGCAAAAAAUCAAGAUAAUAUCGAUAGUGAAGGUAUGGAAAUACAUGCACUAUCUUCUGCAACGAAGCCCGUGUGUUCAUGGACUAGUCGGGAUAUUAUUCAGGAUUGUAGAGAAUCUUGUGGAGGACACGGUUAUCUUAAAAUUUCUCGUUUGGGUGAUCUAAGAGCUGAGAAUGAUGUAACUUGUACAUUUGAGGGCGAAAAUAAUGUACUAAUUCAGCAAGCAAGCAAUUGGUUAUUAAACCAAUGGUCAAAUGUACUCAGUGGAAAAUCUAUAAAUUCUCCAUUAAAAACGGCAGAUUUCAUGAAAGAUGCUAAUAAUAUUUUAAUACAAAAAUUUUCUUAUACAACGGUCGAUGAUAUAUUAAAACCAGAAAAUUUAUUUUUAUCCUUUACAUGGUUAUUAUGUUAUUAUUUAAAAAGAACAUAUGAACAAACACAAAACUUAAAACGCAAAGGUUGUGAUGAUUUUGAUAUAAGAAAUAAUACACAAGUAUUUUUUGCACAAACAUUAUCUAUAUUAUACGGACAGCAUGUGAUAAUGAAGUAUUUUAUAGAAUGUAUACAAAAUCCUUUGUGGAGAUCAGAAGAACGUAAUAUAUUGACAAAAUUAUGCUCGCUUUAUGGAGCAGUUAUUUUAGAAAAAAGAUUAGGAGACUUUUACGCUGGUGGUUAUGCAUCGACUAAAAGUAAUAUGGAUAGAUUAUUACGAGAAGGCAUCAUAAUUUUAUGUAAGCAAUUAGUUCGAGAAGCAGUAGCGUUAGUUGAUGUUUUAGCACCGCCGGAUUUUAUCUUAAAGUCUCCAUUAGGAAUGGCUGAUGGUCAAGUAUACAAACAUAUUAAAGAAGAAAUAUUCAAGCAUAAAGAAAACUUCGAACGACCAUCAUGGUGGAGAGAAAUAAUACGAUCAAAAUUAUGAUAUGUAUAUAGCAUGUAAUUAAUUUUGUUGUUAUAUUUUUAAUAUUUUCUAUUAUGAAAAUUAUACAUUUCCGGACAAUAAAAAUUUAUUA
Molecule: messenger RNA, 2321 nt
Organism: Apis laboriosa (Himalayan honeybee)
Lineage: Eukaryota; Metazoa; Arthropoda; Insecta; Hymenoptera; Apidae
Product: peroxisomal acyl-coenzyme A oxidase 3-like
Exons: 11
Coding region: 200-2230 (676 amino acids)
Biological process (GO): lipid homeostasis; fatty acid beta-oxidation using acyl-CoA oxidase
Cellular component (GO): peroxisome
Molecular function (GO): pristanoyl-CoA oxidase activity; FAD binding; fatty acid binding
Source: RefSeq, a predicted model, not a curated record